GCUACAGGCACAUGUCGUUUCUCAUAAUUCAAUAGCUCUCAAUAAUCCAAUACUUUUAGAGAACUUGCAAAUGCUUCACGUUGAAAUAAUAACUGAACAUGUUUAUAGAUUCGUUAUUAAAUGGUUUAUGAAAAAGCAAAAAUGUACAGCUGUCAAUCUAGCUAUUUGUGGAAUGAGGAAGAGCGACAGGGGUUGACCGAUUCCGCCUGUAGCAUUUGCGUGGACCAUCCUGUUUCGCAGGACUCGAGUUGACAGAUGAUGAUCUCGAAGAAAUCAGACAAAUCUCCCGCUGAAACGAUUAUUUUCCUACUGUAGCAAAUUGGCUCAAAUUAAGAUCCUACAACUGUAUGAGUGCCCGGCAGCUGGUCCUGAGGCAGAGAGCGGAGCUGCUGCAUGCCCUGUGCUGUGGUGGCUCUUCUGAGGGUCUGGACAGUGUAUUGGACAUACUCCUGUCCUGGGGCAUGCUGUUCUGGGAGGACUACCAGAAUGUACGGGUACCAGGCCGGGCUUUGUGUGCCAACACCAGGGAGCUACUAGAUCUGGUGUACACCAAGGGAGAUGAAGCCUGUCGGCUGCUCCUGGCUGCUUUCAAACAGGUCCUCCCUGAGGCCCAAAGAGCUGGCCUCUCUUUUGGAAACGGUUGUACUGCGGAUCUAGAUGAUACAAGAGAAGAUACAAAAGAACUCCAUGGUACAGCUAUCCAGACCCUCCAGACAGACAGGCCUGGUCUGGUGAGGAAGCUAAGGGACCGUAUUGAAGGAGCUCUGGAGGUCCUGCUGGAUACUGGCAGCUUUACGCCAUCUGAUUGCGAUGAAGUGCAGCUACCUGUGUACACCCCCUCACAACAGGCAAGACGUCUACUGGACCAGGUCAGAUCGAAGGGGGAGCUUGCAGCAAAGGUCCUACUGCAAUACUUUCAGCAAACAGAGGACCAUCCUUCACCAUCUAACCAAGAGGCUCAUUUGUGUGCUGCUGCAGAGUGCUUGUCCUAUCAGAAGAAGCUGCGCAGCACUGUGUCGGCCCAGUCCCAUUUCCUCAGCACAUAUGGAGGAACCAGCAGUCUGUCUCUAGAAGACAUCUACACAGAGGGUCAGCUGGAGCUUGCCCAGGGUGGCAGUGAGGCCCAGCCCCAGACUGGUGCUCUGGGGCUGGAGGAUGUGGUGGGCCUGGUGGGCACCCUGAACCAGGAGGCUGACACCGUGCUAGUCUCCGGGGAGGCAGGCAGUGGGAAGAGCACCCUUCUCCAGAGGUUGCACCUCCUCUGGGCCAGGGGGGAGGCUCUACAUGACUUCUUCCUCCUCUUCCCCUUCAGCUGCCGCAGGCUGAGCUCGGAGCAGAGGGAGUUGUCUCUCAGAGAGCUGCUGUUCCUGCACUGCUGCUGGCCGGACGGGGACCAGGACCGAAUCUUCCAGUUCAUCCAGGACCAUCCGCACCUCAUCCUCUUCACCUUCGACGGCCUGGACGAGCUCAAGCAGAGCUUCUCGGACUCAGAGCAGAGGCACUGCUGCCCCACCCAGUGUGCCCCCAUCCCCACCCUGCUCUUCAACCUGCUGCAGGGAUCCCUCAUGAAGGGGGUGAGGAAGGUGGUGACCAGCCGGCCGGAGGCGGUGGGUCCCGCCCUGAAGAGGUACCUUCGCAAGGAAGUCCUCUUGAAAGGCUUCUCGCCUGGUGGGAUCGACUGCUUCGUGAGGAAGCAUCAUCGCGACCCGACUAUGGCCACGGCAGUCCUGGAGUCUCUACAAAGCAACACAGCUCUACUGGGCCUGUGUCACAUCCCGGUUUUCUGCUGGAUUGUGUCCAAGUGUUAUAAGGAGCUGCUGGGCUUUGGAGAGGGAGACUGCAGUCCCCAGACCAUCACAGAUGUUUACCUCAUGAUCCUGCAGCACUUCUUCCAGCGCCGGGCCUUUCAGAGGAAUCCCCUGGGGAUAGGCUGGGUGCAAGAGCACCAGGAUACGGCCCUGCAUCUGGGGAAGCUAGCCAUGGAGGGCCUGGGGGCCUCUUGUUACGUCUUCACAGGCACAGAGCUUCAGAAGUGUGGGGUGACCGAGGAAGAUAUCUGCAUGGGGUUCCUCCUCCAUAGUAAAGACCUCUCCUCCUCCACUAACUGCAAACACUAUGAGUUCCUGCACGUUACCAUGCAGUGCUUCUUUGCUGCUCUCUACAUUGUCCUGAACAAUAACUCGGACCGCUCCACCAUCCCUAAGCUCUUUCUGCCCCAGGACAGGCAGCAACAGCCAGGCUUACGCAGGGCUUGUCUGGGGCACUGCUUGACCCAGCAAAAAGGGGCCUUGAAGGUGGCCGCUACGGCAGCAGAGACCCCCAACCUCCAGAUAACAGCCACCUUUGUGUCUGGGCUCUUGUCUCAUCGCCACCGUAGCCUGCUGCUCCUCUCCUGCCCUGGGCCCACUCUGGACAGGAAGUCCAAGCAGGUGUUGACGUGCCUGUCCAAAGGCAUGCAGAAGCACUUUAAAUCCAUCCCUCGGCCCGUGGAGGGGGAGAAGAAAAGCAUGCACGCCAUGCCAGGCUUCGUGUGGCUCAUCAAGUGCAUCCAUGAGAUGCAGGACAGCAGGAUCGCCAGAGACACUAUGGCUAAGCUAGAGGUAGAACACCUGAAGCUGACCUAUUGUAACAUAGGCCCUGUGGAGUGUACUGCACUGGCCUACGUGCUCCAACACCUUAGGAACCCUGUGGGGCUUCAGCUAGACUACAACUACGUAGGAGAUGUUGGGGUGGAGCAGCUGCUGCCUUGCCUGCAUGUCUGCCACUCUCUAUACCUGAGACACAAUAACAUAUCAGAUGAGGGAAUCCGUAAAUUGAUUGAAAAAGGCAUCCAGUGUGAGCGCUUUCAGAAGAUUGCGCUCUUCAACAACAAGCUAACUGAUGCCUGCACAGAGUACUUCGCUCACCUCCUGAAGAUGAAGCAGAAUUUUCUCUCUCUAAGGCUGGGAAACAAUAACAUCACAGCAGCAGGGGCAGGGCAACUGGCGGAGGGACUGAGGUUCAAUCGGUCACUACAGUUCUUGGGGCUUUGGGGAAAUAAAAUAGGUGAUAAAGGUGCGGAGGCCAUUGCCAAUGCUCUAAAGGACAGCCAAACCUUGGUGUGGCUCAGCCUGGUAGACAAUGGUGUUGGCAGUGCAGGAGCAUGUGCCCUUGCCCCACUCAUCAAGAACAGUACGCUAGAGGAGCUGUGGUUAACCAAAAACUGCAUCACAAGAUCAGGUGUGGAGUGUCUAAUACUGGCUCUUGAAAGCAACACUAGUGUGAAGGCAGUGUGGUUGAGAGGUAAUGAGCUCAGCCCAGAAGAGGUGGAGGAGAUGACACAGCGAGAACCCCGGCUUACAUUCUGAUGAUGCCAAAAGUGCGGCUCAACUAUACUGGAGUAUUAUUGUUUAUAGCCAUGUCUGUUUGUAAUGUAUGUAACUUCUUUAGUAGCAUUUCCCCUAAAAUGGUAGUUGUGUUAUUUAUAGGUUAUUAUAUGUUUUACAGACAUUAUGGGUCAUGUUGGAUGUGAUGUUCUCUAUGAUGUAAACCGUGUGGGCAAGCUUGUUUUAUCCAUUCACAAUACGUAGCAACUUCUGACCUGCUCUGCUACUACAAGCAGCUUGUUUGGUAGCACUAUUUUCAUAUUAGUCAUUGUGAUAAGUGACACCAUGCUAUAUGCUACGGAACUGGUCUGACACUUGUUUUAUGUAAGUACCAUUGUGUGUGAGCUUAUUGUUUCCGGCUAAUCUAUCAAAUAACAGUCAGGUAUUGGAACUGGUACAUCAGCAUUCUUAUGUACCCUACCCUAUUUUAAACUGACUGGCAGUGCCAGUAAGUUUGAUGACACGGGUUGAUUCAGCGGUGACAUGACUCUUAUUUUAUCAGUGAAUCACUAACAGUGAUUACAUUAGUCCUAUUGUGUCAGUGAUCUACGGUGGGGAUAGAAGGUCUUUUUACAUUAUGUCACCUUGCCUAUUGAGAAAUGUUAAUGUAGGCUAUUACAUUUUAAAGAUGCACUAUGCAGAAACCGCCAUUUGCUGGUUGCUAAAAUUCUAAUAGUUCGCUUAAUUUCAGUUUAUGUGACGAAACAAGCAAGUAUAGUGAAGAGAAUCCCCAAAAGUUACAUGUUGCAGCUUUAAUUGAAGUAAAACAGCAAUUCAGUGUACUAUUAAUUAAAUAUAAUUUCUCCAAAAUAUAA
Coregonus clupeaformis (lake whitefish) is the source of this 4180-nucleotide messenger RNA. RefSeq names its product nucleotide-binding oligomerization domain containing 2 (gene nod2). Gene Ontology annotation, biological process: defense response to bacterium; response to muramyl dipeptide; regulation of apoptotic process. Gene Ontology annotation, cellular component: cytosol. Gene Ontology annotation, molecular function: protein binding. The transcript has 13 exons. The record is from RefSeq and is a predicted model, not a curated record. Lineage: Eukaryota; Metazoa; Chordata; Actinopteri; Salmoniformes; Salmonidae. The coding region runs from base 348 to 3347 and encodes 999 amino acids.